CCCGGCUCCCAAAACUUCGGCGAAGGAGGCUCCUCCUGCGUGCGCGCCCGCCCGGCUCAGCCUCUCGCCUUGCUGCCGCCGCCGCCGCAGACACCGCCCUGGCCCGCCGAGGAGGAGGAUGAGCAGCAACCAAUUCAACAAGGGGCCCAGCUACGGCUUGUCCGCCGAAGUCCGCAACCGGCUUGCCCAGAAAUACGAUCCGCAGAAGGAAGCCGAGUUGCGGGUAUGGAUCGAGAAUAUCACGGGCAGGGAGAUCGGUCCAGACUUCCAGAAGGGCCUGAAGGACGGCGUCAUCCUCUGCGAGCUUAUAAACAGACUCCAGCCGGGAUCCAUAAAGAAGAUCAACCGUUCUGCUCUCAACUGGCAUCAGCUGGAGAACCUCUCCAACUUCAUCAAGGCCACGAUCAGCUACGGCUUGAACCCCGUCGACCUGUUUGAGGCCAACGAUCUCUAUGAAAGUGGGAACAUGACGCAGGUCCAGGUCUCGCUGCUGGCUCUGGCCGGCAUGGCAAAGACGAAGGGCAUCGACAGCGGUGUGGACAUCGGGGUGAAGUAUUCGGAGAAGCAGGAGCGGUGCUUUGACGAUGCAAAAAUGAAGGCCGGGCAAUGCGUCAUUGGCCUACAGAUGGGCACCAAUAAAUGUGCCAGUCAGUCUGGAAUGACCGCCUAUGGCACCCGAAGACACCUGUAUGACCCCAAGAACCAGAUCCUGCCUCCGAUGGACCAUUCCACCAUCAGCUUACAGAUGGGCACCAACAAAUGUGCCAGCCAGGUGGGUAUGACAGCUCCCGGCACCCGGCGGCACAUCUACGACUCCAAACUGGGCACCGAGAAGUGUGACGACAGCUCCAUGUCCCUGCAGAUGGGCUCCAACCUUGGCGCCAACCAGAGCGGGCAGGUCUUCGGCCUGGGCCGCCAGAUCUACGACCCCAAAUAUUGCCCGCUGGGCAACCCCAGCGAAGCGGCCAACGCGGCCCAUGAGCAGGACGGGAACUCACCGGAGUACUGCUAUUACCGGGAAGAGGCGGAGCAGUGAGCUUGGAGGAUGGGGGGCCCCCCCGGCCCCCCCACCCCACCCUUCGCUCCCCCCACUUCUGUACCAUUCCUUCUCCCUCUGCCGCCAGCAGUCCUGCAGUAUCCAUGUAUUUUGUAAUGUCCCUUUUGGAAGAAAAGGAACCCUAUAUAUUUUAUUUUUCUGAGCAGAGGUGAAAAUAAAGGUCUUGAUAGUUUUUAGUGAAGCGAGUUGGAGGUGGUCUUUGAGACCCCCAUGUGGUGGUAUUUCCCACCCGCCCCAGGCUGCAUGGACAUUCUGAUCCAAACUCAGACCACUUUGGAUGUAAACCAAGGGUUUACUCCACGUUUCCUCCUUUAAAAAAAAUAAAUCCCCAUUUCUUAUAAUCUGAACCGUAUCAACGGCAUUACCUCUGUGGAAAUUAAACGCCGCCUUACAUGGAGGAGGAUCUAUGUAAACUGUACAUAAGUUCCACAUGCAUGUGUAAUAUUUUUAGUCUGGCUCUUACGAAAUGCUGGGAGUUGUACUGAAGUAUUUUCUCUUCUCUUCCCUUCCCACCCCACCCUGGGCCACCGGAAAAAAUUUAAGGCAUGAACUGCCAGUGUCUAUAAUGUUAUGGACCAGACCGCUUAAAAAAAAAAAAAAAAGUCUGGCUGAAUUCUGUGCCUUACUAGGCCCCCACCUUGCUGCUUCUCCUCAUGAGUGGGGGAAUUCAGGGGCCUUUCCCCCUCCAACUGCAAGAAACCCCCCUCCCUUUCUAACUCGAGAGAUUUUGGCAGGCUUGCAUGCUCUCCCCACAAACUUGCUUAAGAGCUAGAAACAUGUAGAUUAUUAUUUUUUAAAUGUGAUGCACCCUGCACCACGUUUUGUUCCUGAUGUGCAUGGUGUAGACCCUAUCCUGGGAAUAUUCCAUCUCUAUCUCUUUCCUAGAAGGCAACACCAUUGGUGUUUGGUGCCGAAACCAAGCCUUAGGCAAGUUGGCAACCCCCCUUUUUGGCUUGCGUUUGGAAUCUCCCUGCCAAAGAGAGGAAUUCUAGCAUGAAGUAGUGUGGAGGAUAUUUGGGGUGACACUGGCAGAGGAAUAAUAUUGGAAAUGGUUAAGCGAGGCAGUGAGGAUCGUGAACCAAAUGCUGGUUGGGUGGUCACCACCUGUUCUCGUCAUCUCCACCGUAAUGAGGACUAGAUACUUGACCCUUUCUCUGUGUCUUUGGAAUCUAUCGGAUUUCAAGCAAAAGCUGUGGAUUGUUUGUAGAAGGCCUGUGACUAUUGCUUUUCAUAUAUAGCACUUAGUUUUUUAGACUGUUGCCUGGUCCUCUUGCACAGUAAGAGGUGUUUGAAACCAGGCCUAGAGGUUGGAAUGGUUUCUUCUGGCUGGCCCAGUUUUCAAUCACGCAUGCUGACCAUAUACAACUGGCUUCCCUUAUCGGAAGCCAACCUUUGUCAUUUGCCAUGUCGUGAGAGGAUUUGGGUUGACUUCUCCUAGGAUUUUUUGGAAGAUUUUUUUUGUUAGUUUUCAUGUUGUUAUUUGUGUCGUUAACAAUUAGUUGCAAGCCGUAUCUAUGAUUUGGGCUGUUAGGGGCUCUGUAUUUCUUGGAGAUGGGGGUGUCCUCUCAUGAGGUCUAGCAGCUUGAAGAGGCUUUCAAGGCAGACUUCUGUCUCUUCCUUUCCUCCACUUUUCUACUUAACAGUGGCCUUCCUGCCCCUCUCUGCUGCUGCACAACUGAUCAAGGGACCAAGAAUUCUGUGUAUUUUUCUCAUGCCAAAGCAGAUCUAUUCUUAAAGAAUUUGUGUGUGUGUGCGUGUUUAUACACACACCAAUCUAAUUAUUUUGUGAUAUUUAGCGAGUAGGGACCAGUAUUUUUGGAAAUAAUUGAUAACUAACUUUUUAAAGCAUAAGUUUCAUGGUGGCUUUAUGUUGGAGGAAAGGUAUUUUUAUUAUUUAGUGGGGUAGGAAAGGUCUCGAAUCGUAGGCUGGCGUUGGUAGUAGAGGUAUGAAGUGGGUGGGGGAGAACCCUUUGUUAGGUUUUUGCCUGUGGCUAUAGUGCAGGUUUUGGAGUUCAGUGAUUCUUCUUGGUGAAGAGUUCUGUGUGAACUCUCAAGCCUGCAUCACUCCGUCUCCCAGAGAUCAAGGACUGAUGCAAAGAGAGGUAAAGUAUGCUGGUGACCACAGAGCCCAGUGGUCAAUGCCAAUCUGUUGCAGUGAACAUAAACUAGACUGGGGACCCUCCUCUUAAUGGAGGGUCAUGAACAGCUUUGCAUGAAUCACCUUGCAUGAACAAGUAUUAUCUGUGUAAUAAUGUAUGUUUGUUCCUGGUAUGAUAACAGUGAGGCAGGGCUUGUGGUCUGCCGAUAAUAACCUUCCAGGCUUCCGAUUUUUAGAGCUAUAUCUGCCAGGCUCAAAAGGUAGCCCAUACACAAAAAUGGAUAACUUCCCAGUUGUUUGGACAAUCUAAAAAUAGGAGGGAUGAGUUGUGUGUGGUGGGCAAACUGAAGGAAUCGAGCCUUCUGCUGCCACCUAGCAGCUAAUAAUCUUAAGGUAUACUGCUCCUGUACUUGAAGGUUCCUCUUAGCCAUCACAACUCGUGGAGGUGGCCCCAGGUUCUAGUCAAUGAAAACUUCUGCCACAGCUUUAAAUUUUAAGACUGUUGCUAUAAGAUGUUGCACGGUGUCAAAAAAAGGGAUGGAGAGGCACUUUUCAUACUAGUAGAACCUCGGGGUGGGCGAAUCAUCCCGUAAACAGUACAUUCAGGGCAGAUUGCUGGGGGCGGGGAGGAUGGAUUGCACAAUGUGGAAUUUGCUUGUGGAACUCAUUGCCACAAGGUGUAGCCAUGGCUACCAGUGCAGAUGCCUUCUUAACCGGGAUUGGAGAGGUUUUCAUGCAUGUCACUUUGCUGUGAUGGCUAUAUGGAACUUCCACAUGCUGAAGCAGUCUAACUCUAAAUAUUAGCCACUGGUGCAUCAACCUUGGGGAAGGUCUUUGUGACAUUGCUUUCUUAAUAUGCUUUUGGGCAACAGCAACAACAUUGGCAAAACGCAAAUUGGACCAUCUCCUCCAUAACUGUGUACGGAUAGAGCUCUGUGGCCUUCUCUGGCUGGGCAUGGUUGGGGGAGGAACAUGGUAUUCAUCUCACCCAAUGGGACUCCUCGCGACCAAAUGUGAACCUACGAUAUUUGAAUCCUAGGCAAUAAAAUGCUUCUAAAAGCAAAA
This is a messenger RNA of Hemicordylus capensis (graceful crag lizard), 4220 nucleotides long. RefSeq names its product calponin 2 (gene CNN2). The record is from RefSeq and is a predicted model, not a curated record. Gene Ontology annotation, molecular function: actin binding. Lineage: Eukaryota; Metazoa; Chordata; Lepidosauria; Squamata; Cordylidae. Bases 119 to 1036 code for a protein of 305 amino acids. The transcript has 7 exons. Gene Ontology annotation, biological process: actomyosin structure organization.